Molecule: messenger RNA, 14581 nt
Organism: Pararge aegeria (speckled wood butterfly)
Lineage: Eukaryota; Metazoa; Arthropoda; Insecta; Lepidoptera; Nymphalidae
Exons: 9
Coding region: 306-14261 (4651 amino acids)
Biological process (GO): regulation of transcription by RNA polymerase II
Cellular component (GO): chromosome
Molecular function (GO): chromatin insulator sequence binding
Source: RefSeq, a predicted model, not a curated record
CGUGCGGCGUGCCUCGUCGCCAUUUUGUCGUUCAUUUCGGACGCCGCAACGGAACGGAGGAGACUGCGGACAGCGCUGGCGCGCCCGUGUUGGCAUCCUGCAUUAUUAGAAAUAUGACGCAGUUCCAACAUAAAUGUGAUAUUUUCUACAACCCUCUCAGUUAUAUAGCAUUCCUACUGUUAUUAGUGAUUUUGGAUAAAACAGAAGAAAGAAGCCACUGCUAAUUAAGGAUUAAUUAAAACGUGAUUUUAUGUUACAUACAUAAAAAGCUGUGAUUUGUGUAGUGUCUUUUUGAUUCCGCAAAAAUGGAUUCGGAGUACGAUCGGAAGUUCGAGGAGAUGAAGAAGUACAUUCCCUUUUUGGAGAGUAUGAUUAAAAGACUGGAAGGCACGAGCUCGGGUUCCAAUCCGCGGCAGGCGCAGCUUGAUAAAAUUAAAUCACUGAGGGACUUGCUUAUGGAUAAGAAGAAAAGGAUGAAAAUGGAAAAUUUACUGAAAUGCGAACAAGUAUUAGUUAAUUUGUAUGCAAAGGUUGAACAGCGUGAUGCAUUACCGAGACCCAAAAACGACGAAUCGGCGAAAAAAGAAAAAAGUGAUUUAAAUUUAGUAAGAAGCAAGCUCAAGUCUGUCGUAUCAAAGUUACAACCGGAUCCUGUUGAAACUUUGCCAGAAAUAGCAAGAGCCAGUGAGACUGAAGAAGUAUGUGUGCCUGGUAGUAAAGAACCAGCGUUGUUUCAACGUAGACCAAAUAUGCCGUCGUUGACGGUGUUACAACUCUCUCCAAGUAAAAGCAAAGAUUCUUCCAUAGCUAAGCGGAAUUAUACUCGGAUUUUAUUAUCCCCAGAACCUAGUGAAACUUAUUGGUCUAACGAAACAUCGCCUGAACAACCACUUUUUAGUAGACGUUCACCCAAGAAAUCACCACGGAAACGCUCACCAACUUAUCACAAGAAAGAACGUAAGAAAAUCUUGAAAAAUAAAUUUAAACCCAAUCAGUCCAAAGACCUUAAUAUAACUUUAAAUGUGCCAGAAGAUAGCUUAAACUCAUUGAAUACAAAAGAUAUUUUGUCGAGAAUAAUAAAUUGUAGUGAUAGUGAUGUUGACAUAGCAACAUUGCGUGAACUGAGAACGCAAAUUCUUGGCGAAUUGAAGGAAACAGGAGCUAAUGAUGAUAUAUCCGACAUAAUAUUAAAGUCGUAUAAAAAUAAAACGAACAAACAAACUAAAGACAAGAAAAUAGAAGGCUCAAAAAUUAAGAAGUCUGAAAUCGAAGAAGGAGAGCUUUCUGAUAGUGAAAGUGAAGCUAUAGAAAGUAUUUAUGGUAGUCUUGUUGUAUUAGAUAAAAAUAAAUCUGUUUGUGUAGGAAAUAAAAGUUUAGAUAAAGAUAAACCACGUAAAAUACAAAUAUGUCUCGUAAUUAACUCUGAUAAAACUAAACCUAUUGCACAGGAUAGCAAUGUUGAUACAUCCGAUUUUGAAACCUUUAAUGAUCAAAAAGGAAAAAAAAAUAAUGAAGAAUCGGAUUUAGAAAAUAUAUCUUCAACAAGUGAACAAAAUAAUGAUAACAUGACCGACAUUUCUGAGGAUUUAUUAUAUAACGAAUUAAUCUUGGACCGUAGUAAUACCGACCUUGGAGUUGAAACGAAAAUGCCUGAAAUGCUUCAUAUUAAACAAGAUAAAAGCAAAAUUGGUGAAACUAAUCUUGAAUGUAAAAAAAUUAAAGAAAUUGGAAGCGAGAAAAAAAGUUCUGAAAAUGUGGAUACUAUUGAACCUAACUUCUAUAAACCUAUAUUGCAAGAAGAAAAUAAGAAUGUAAUUAACACUUCUAAAGAAACUGAAAAAUUAGAGCAUAACUCGGAGUCACAUUCUAACAGUAAUAAUAUUACUGUUAGUAGUGAGGAAACUGAUGACGAUCCUGUUAAUAUACCGUUAUUAGAACCAACGAAACCAAUAUUGGAACCAUCGAAAGAAGUGUCAGAAAUUGAUAUACUGCAAGCUUUAAAAAAAGAAAUCUUAAGUGAAACUACAAAUGUGCUAAACACUAAUACAACAAUUUCUACCUUAAGUACGCCACUGUUACAUCAGCCGAAAAUUACAAAAGUUGUCAAUGCCAAAGAAAUAGGUCCGAAAAAUAGAAUUUCUAUUGAAAGCUAUAAAGCUAAAGCUAAUACUUCUUCUAGGCCAAGUUCUACUGUUAAAAAUGAUGAUGUUAAAGAUGACAUUUCGAAAAAACAAAGUCUGAAAUUGACAGAAAAAGAAUGUGAAAGGUUCAAUUUUUUCUCCAAACUAACUUUAACAGAAAGUUCAGAUGAUGAAGAUAAAUCGAGUAUGUCUUUGGAUGAUAUAUAUACUGAUUUCGCUCCAAAAUCGCCUGAUCAUGAAGAUUUUGCUGAUACGGGGAUUAAACCACCUGUUAUUAUCCCAAAUGAUCCAGUACAGGCAAAAGCAGUUGGUUCAGAAACUGAUGUUGAUAUGAGAAAGUUAUUACCAAAUGCCAGUGAUUUGUCUAGUACACCUUUAGUCGUAGAAAUGUCAAAAGCAAAUAAUUUUGAGAAAGAAAUUUGCCAUAUCGAUGAGAGAGUCGCACGAGCUUUACUUGAUCCUAGAAUGAAGAGAGAUAUUGCCUCAGUGUCUAAUCAAGAUACUGUUAAUAUACAAUUGGUCGAUGUUGAAAAAAUACAAUCACCAUCGAAUUCAAAUAUAAACAGAAAUCCAUUGAUCAAUGUACAAAGUUUACAUAUGCCAUCAAAUGUAUCAUUAAAUAUACCUCCGAAUAUUCCACCUUUGUUGCCAAAUAUAGGCCCUAACCUUACCCUUAAUAUGAUUCCCAAAAUUCCUUUGGUCAUGACUCCGAGUAGAACACCAAAUGCUGCAAAAAUGACUCCUAGCAGAACUCCAAAUAUGACACCAUCCCGCCACACGUUUGACAGUGAAGAUUAUUCCAGUCAUAAGCAUGUAUAUGCACCGAUGUUUCCUGCUAGCGAAUCGCGAGAUAAUAUAGACAAAUCAAGAGAAAAUAACCAAAUGCAAUGGGAUACAUCUGGUGGUGUUGUUUCAAACUGUCCUGUGCAGAGGGACACUGAUUAUAGGGAUCAAAUUAGCAACUCCUUGCAAGGAGAUAAAGAUUACAGAAGCAGAAGCCACUCUGUGCAAAGAGAGAUUGAUUAUAGAGAUGUGAGAAACGGUUCUGUGCCAAAUAGUCAUAGUUUUGACCAAAGUGAUCGUUUGCACUUUCCGACUGCACCUAACAAUCAAUUUGGUAGAGUAGACUGUCCAUCUACUCCAAUAGUGUCAUUUGGAAGACUAGACUGUCCACCAACUCCAACGCCGUCAUUUGGAAAUCUAGACUGUCCACCAACUCCUACACCGUCAUUUGGUAGACUGGAUUGUCCACCUAAUCCAACACCAUCAAUUGGAAGACUAGAAUGUCCACCUACUCCAAUGCAUCCUUUCGGUAGAUCAGAUUGCCCAUUACCUCCUAGUCACCCUUUUGGCAGGGGUGAAACACAUCCUUUGCUUACGCCAAAUUUUGCUAGAUCCGAUUACAAUCAAUCUUGCCCAAGGUCGUACGAUCCUAGAUUGAAUAGAAAUUCUGAUUAUGACAGUAAUCAGUAUCGAGAUGAUGAUCGUGAACGCGCCUUUUUGCAAGAACGAAAUUUUUACUCUAAUCCCUACAAAACUGAUCAUCAUAAUAGAGAACAGUAUAGAAGGUACAAUUGUGGACAACGUGGAGAAAGAAACGACAGAAAUAAAAACUAUGAUUCCAAGCAUAAUUACCGAGAAAAAGCCCCUCGCCAUGAAAUAAGUGGUACUCGUUCAUACAAUAGGGAAGAUAGAGAUUAUGGUCGUUCAUUUACAAGAGAAUAUGAGGGUGAUCGAUUUUCUAGAAAUCGUAGCAACCGUGGUAAAAGCUAUGACUAUCGAAACCGUAAUGAUUCUAAGAACUAUGAUGAUUUCAUUCGUCGUAGCUACCAAAGCGAAAGAAGCGUUGGAAAGUCGCAAGAACCCUCAAAUACAAUUAAAGAUCGCAAAGCUUAUUCAAAAAUGUCAGAAGAAAAUAAAGUAUGCGUAAACCGAAGUGGUGGUGAUGGUGAACCCUCAUUUACUAUUGAUACAAGUAUAAAAAGUUCCUUUCAAUUUAUUAAUUCUAGACGAAAAUCCUGUUCAAGUUUUGAUGCAAGAAGGCAACGCGCCUCAAGCCUUGGUCGCUCAUUAUCUCCCAUAGAUAAGACUUUACCCCAUGAAACAACACGCGUAUUUAAUAAGACAUUCAACAAUGCAGGAAACUUUACACGUGCUCGUAGUGUAGGACGAGAGGUUGAAGAAAGCAGACUUGACUUCAAGGAUAUUAAAGCAGAUCUUCGGUCGUUUAAAUUUAAUGCAGAUUUCAGAUUUUCGAAAGACACCUUAAAAAAUGAUUUAAGCCGAGUGUCAGUUGGAAGUCCUAAAAAUUUUGGCUAUUGCAAUGAUCGAAAUCUUGAAGAAACUUAUGACAAAUCAAAUCCUUAUUCGAAAUACUCAUUUAGAAAAAAUAAUAGAGAUCCAAGGAUGCGCAUUGAAACUACACGUACUCCUAAAGAUUAUAAGAGUAGCUCACGUGAUUCAAAAAAUUAUGGUAUUGUUUAUUCAAAUGAUAAUAUUUCUAAAGGUACAAUUUUAGGCUCUGGGUACGGUGUUAAAAAUUAUAAAAUUCCUAAAAUUAAACGGCCGCAAGCAGAAACCAGUAAAACAGCAAAUGUUGGUGAUGAAGAAAAUUUAUCUUGCUCCAAAAAUCUGCCUUUAGACUCAAAACAAAAAGAUAUGCAAAAUAAAUCUGAAUGUGAAAUAAAAGAAAAUAAUACUAAGAAUACUUUAGAUGAACAAAAUAAUACCUUACUUAAAAAUAUUAAACAAAAAGAUGUUCAAAAUUUUAUACACUGUGAUAAAAAAGAAUUGGUAAAUGAUACUAAAGAGGAAAAAGUUGAGACAGAGAACAAAGAAAUUGAAAAUAAUGAAUAUGAAAUGAGUCCAAGCAGGAAAAACAAUACUAAGAUCCAAAAACAAAAGAAUUUACAAGUUGUAAAAAAUAAUAAUACAAAAGAAUUAUCGGAUGAUGAAAGUAUUAAAAAGCAAAAAGAAAUAGUUACAAAUUAUCUUAAUUCAACAUCGGAUUCAAUGGAGGGUUUCGAAAAAAGAGUCACAAGGUCAACUCGGAAAACUUUGCUCGAAGAACCCAUGUCAUUAGAUUAUUCACCCAUUAAAAGAAUAAGAAAAGUGAAAAAACCAUUAGUUGUUGAGUCAGACUCUGAUGACAACGAUAAAUUGGUAGAAUCAAACUCUGAAAAAUCCAAGAAGAUUUCACAGAUAGCGUCAACUACUGAAAAUGAAGCUACCAAUAAGCAAAUUCCUUCCUUAGAAGAUGCAGAACAUGAUCAAAGAGAUGAAAAGACGAAGGAACUUGGAGAUACUAAAAAUAAUGUGCUAUGUUUAAAUACUAAAGAUGAACCAGAAACAAUCUUAGAAAUAAGCAAACAAGAAGCAGAAACCGAAAUUAACUUAUCUGAUGAUAUUGGCUCUGGAAAACCAGAGAUAGAUAUGAGUGGUAACGAAGAUUCAACACUAAAAAAAUGUGUGCUUGUUGAAAAGGGUAAACCGAUUCAAGAUGAUUUGGAUUCUAGCUUUGGUCUUACUGAAAUUGAGAUGUUUACUGAUAAUGUAACAUCAGAUCCAGUUAUUGAUAGUAUCAAUGCUCUUAUAGCAGAUCUGGACCAUGACUUAAAUACAUCAAAGAACACUGACGCAAAUAAUCACUUCACUAAGGAGAUAAGUCUUGAAAAUAUGUUAGAAAACAUAACAAGUCCGGUUAAAAUUGACAAGAAAAUAAAAAUAAAUGUCUUACCACAUGAAAGCGAUAUGAGUAAACCAGAUAAAACGAAUAAAGAAUCAAACAUAAAACCUUUAAUAUGUUCUAAAGAUAAGUUAAAAAGUGAGCCGACUUUUGUUUCCAAAAUAGAUAACGAAAUUACUGAAACGUUAGAAGAAAAGCAAGUAAGUAGAAUUCCGCCAAGAAAAUUGGAAACUGAUAUAUCUGGAAUUGAAAUAAACGUAAGUGAAAUUGGCCUUAGUAUUUUCGCCAAAGAAAUUGAAAUUUCGAAUCCGCCACCGUUUAUAAAUGAUGACAAGGAUAGUAUAAAUGUUAAUAUAGUAGAUGUUGGUAGCAAUGACGCUAUCGUUUCAACUUCAGAAGACGGCAAUGUCUUUCAACCUGAGACUGCAUUCAGCAAUCCUACUGAUAUCGAAACUGUUAGUAGUCUGUCUACUCCUGAUAGUACAAUAACCAGCAAAGUGAAGGACGUGAACCCAAUAUCUGUUUUGUCCCUUACUAAUGAAUCAAAAAGUGAAAUGAAUUCCGAUAUUACUUCUACACAUGUUACUGAUGCAGCCAGUAAAAAUUCGUCAGAAGCAGUUCCUUCUGAAGUCGGAACAUCUGCAGAAAUAGAAUCCAUUGGCAAACUUUUAUCUAUUUUGCAAGAUAAAACUAAAAUAAAAGAACUGCUUAUUUUAUUGGGAGAUCAGUCUAGUAAAAAUGAAAAAAUAAAAAAAAAACUAGAAAAACUGAGUGAAAUUGUAUCUGACGAUGAAUCUGCAGUUGAAUAUGAUGUUGAAGUAAAAUUAAACGAUGAGAAAAAAAGCAGUAGCAAUAUAGUAGACGAUCUUGCUAGUGUGAAAUGUUGUUCUCAGGAUCUGGAAGACUUAAAAAAGAUUGACUCCGAUUCAAAUGCUCCAGAUAUUAUAGGGGAUACAGGUAAACUUGAUAGCCCUAAAAUAAGUUGUGAAUCGUUAAGCGAGCAAAAGGAAAAUAAAACAGAUAUUGUUAUGAAUUGUUCUAAUGAAAGUGAUGAUGAAACGGCAAGCUUGAUUACAGAAAAUAUUGGUAUAACUUGCGCUAAAGAAAGUAAUUGUGAACCCGAUAGCGAGCAAAAUGAAAAUAAAAAUGAUAUUGUAAAAAAAUCUUCUUUGGUAGAAGUAGAAGUUAGCGCUAUAAAUAUAGGUAUAGAGGAACAUUCCAAAAUCGUUGCUAUAAAUAACGUCACUACUGAUCAGAUUUCAAGUGAUAUUAAUACAAGUUCUUCAGAAUUCAAAGUUAUAGAAAAGAAUGUGUCUGAAUCAGGCGAAACAGAAAUAACGAAACCUAUUACAUGUGCAAUGGUUGAAAAUAAUCAGGAAAACAUUACAAUAGUAGAUGACAAGCCUGUUGCAAAAAAGACUAAAAGACGUGGGAGAGGCAAGAAAUUUAACCGUAAAAAUAAUCAAAUUGAGUUUGAAGAUAAGCGGUUAAACCGUUCAGAUGAAAUAAAUUUACAGCCAACAGAGUUGUUAGAUAAACCAGUUCCAAAAAAAAUGUCUAGAGAAUUACAAAAAUUGCAGGAAGACAUUAAAGAAAUGUUUUUAAAGGAAGAUAUGACCAGUGCUUCGGGUAUACGUACGUGUCGCAUAGCAAAAUUAGUUGAUAAAGGAAAACCUAAAGAGGAUGUUUCGUCAAAUGAGAGUAACAAUCAAGAGUCAUUGGUUGUACCUAAAAAGUGUAGUGAAGCGAAUUCAUCAGAAAUAAUGCCGGAUGCAGAAAAAAUACAAAAGAAGAAAACAGCAAAAAGCAAAAGUAAAGGUGUAAAUGGCAAUAUUUCAACAGACAAAGCACUAAGUGCGAGGAAGUCUGAAACUGUUGUAGAACUAGAUACUAAAAUCAAAUUAAAGGAAAGAAAACACGGUAGUUUAGAUCCAUAUGAUUUUGAAACUGAUUCUAUAAGCGAUAUCAACAAUGAUGAUAAUAAAAAUGAAAGUAGCUCGGAAUCUGAAAGUGAAUCUAUUGAUUCAACUAAAAGCUCUGAAAGUACUGAAUUAUCGGAAAAAAAGAAAAAAGUUAAGCGCAAGCGAGUUCGAUUAUGGCAAGCGGGAGUCAUUAAAUCAAAAAGUAAAAGAAAGAAAUUAGACCUAAUACCAGUUCCUACUACAUCAACUGAUGAUAAAUCUGAAUUAAAAACACGCAAAGUACCAGACUUUACAUGUUUUACUGAUAGGUCUUACUGUUUCCGUAAACAUGUUUUUACUUAUAACUGCCGACUUUGUUUAUAUACUGGUACAGAUAUUGUUCAUCAUUACAAAAAAGAACAUCCUCACACAGAAGUUCCACUAUCUCGAUUGAGCCCAGCUGUGGCAAAGGAAGCGAUAAAAGAAUCUGAAGAUGUUAAUUUUCAAGGAAUAAGUAAAAUAUCAUCAAAAAAAUAUGUCUGUAGGUUUUGUUUAAAAGAAUUUAGUAGAAAGAAGCGCCUUUUAGAAGCAUUUUUCUGGCAUGUUGUUAGUGUGCAUACAGGUGAAUACAAACAGACAUGCUCAAAGUGUGUUGACACUCAGGUCUGUCCAUUAGAUAUAGAUAUUCCACCGCCACCGAUAGACGCUAACGGUCAACUUUUAGGGUAUAUUUGUGAAAAAUGUAAUUAUACCCAAAUAUCAUUAGAAAAUUUAAAAACGCAUGUUAUAGUCUGGCAUAACGACGAACAAACUGCGGUGUAUACAAUUAAUUUAGCGAGUUUGUCGAAAAGUUCUUUGAAUCACCUUUUAAACAAAAGUGAUGUAAUAAGUUCUGCUUCUAAAGAGCCGCGAGUACUUAGAAGUUCUCGAUCUAAUCUAAGUAUGGCUGAGGCGAGUGAUGAUGAAAGUGACAGUACUGAUGAGAAAAUUGAUAAUCUGCAAGAAAGGCGCGAUAAAAAAGAAGACGAACCCUUCGUUGAAACAAAUAAAUCUGGUGGCAUUAAGUCUAAAAUUACAUUCGAGAGUGAUAUUACGGAUGAAAUUUCAAAUUUUAAUACUAUCGAGACUUCAUUUAAGAUCGAGUCGAACUCGAAUAUAAUUCAGGAUAAGUCUCAAUCGGAACCAGGUAAACGCGGAGAUGUGAUAGAAAAUACAGUCAUUGAAAAGCCUGAUGAGUCUUCUAUUUCCCAGGAUAUCUUUGACUAUCCUCAUUUCAAAAUUAUGUACACCGGAUCUCGGUCAAAAGUGUAUGUAUGUUGUAUAAAUGGUAACGAUUACCAUUACAAAACCUCGCUUUUGAUUUCUAUGAAAAAGCAUGUACAGCUAAACCAUACUGAAAUAUGGGAUGGAUAUUGUUUUCUUUGCAAAGUUAUAGUUACUCCUCAAGGAUCACAUAAAUUUAAGGAUUGCUUCCAACAUUUUCUGGAUAAACACCUUGAUAAUUUUCCAGUAUUAAAGGAAAUACCAGUACCACAAGAGCCAUUACCACAAACGAGUGCAUCUACAUUAAGUAUCGACGUGCCUGAGAAAGUUGUAACAAAUAAGUCGUACAUUAACGUACGGCCACUGUCAGACCUAGUGUCAAAUCUAAGUGGACCUAAACCAAAAGAUAAUAGUGGCCUUGUUUUGCCAAUCAUUGAAAGCGUCAUAAGCCUCGGUGGCAACGUAGAUCAGCCACCGCCCAGUCCUUUAUAUCCAGCGCCCAGAGCAGAGAAUUUUGAAACUUUAAUGAAAUAUAAAUACGAGGAAUUUCAAGCAGAUAUCAUGUCAAGGAAACACCGCGUUGUCUUAGAAGCGAUGAUGUCUCAAAUCAAAUUGGUACAAGUGUUCAAAUGUGCUGGUCGCUUUUGUUCCUUUACAACUGAUAAUGCAGAAGAUGCGCUUCUCCACGCUUCCACGCACAUGCGAGUUGGUGGAGUAGAUUCGCUAAACUGUGUCUAUUGUUCCUUCGACUCUUCUGGCAAUGCGAUAGAUUUGAUCACACACGUUUUCAAGUAUCACGGUUGCUGCCCUUACGUAUGUAGCAUGUGUUACUACCGUGCCGCUACUAGUCACCUGGUGCAUGCACAUAUAAAAAGAGUGCACGAUAGUUCGGGCGAUGCCGAAGUUUUAAAAUCACCAUUUCAAACUUCACCUAUUCAGGAAGAUAACAUUUUGUCAAGAGAAGCGGCUGUACCUUACUAUCUUUGUUGUGAUAAGACUUCACCAGAUGGCCCCUGUAAGUUCAAGACAUACACGCCUGGGAAAUUCGCCGAACACUUACAUCUACGGCAUGCUUCUUCCGCGGAGUUAUUUUGUUUUAUAUGUUCAGCUUCUGCACUGACGCCUGCUGAAUUGAUUCGCCAUUUAAAAACGCAUGGUCUUAAGUUGUACCAGUGUACAUGGUGUGUGUUUGGGGCUGACAAUGAGACUGAGUUACUGGCACACGCUUCGGCCCUGCAUCCCACAAGGGUACCGAAGGCGUAUCUCAGGAUCAUAACGAAUAAGGAGGGCACCUCAGAAUUCAGAGUUUUGCCUUUGGCUCAGUUAAAUAAAACCGAUGUAUCAGUUGUGGAGGUUCCGAAGAAGACCCAAGAAGAUUUUCCAGUUCGGGAAGCAGAGAGGUCGAUGGAAUUGGAGAAACUCAUUGGGCACACGAAUUUCGUAACAGAAACUAUAACGGCUUUAGAAAACAGUGCCAGUGUAACACAACAUAGUUCUGAGAUUGAGCCAGUUCCUCAGCCGGAACAUCUGGUGGAUGAUGUACGUAUUUUGGAAAAUACAGAUACCCAUAUACCAAGAGCAAUAACCCCUGUUCCUGCCGAGAUGGCGGAUAAAUCAGAGCAGUCUACUCCAAUUCUUAAAACCGAGAAACUGGAUUUUACACCAGAGAAGACUCCUCAGCUUGAACCAGAGAUUGUUUGUUUAGAUAGUGAAGACGAGGAUCCUCCAGCAAAUGUAGCAAUCCUUCCUGCACCGAGUGUUGAGAUUCCAGAAGUUACACCUCCAGUAGAGACUGAAAUAAAGAAAGUGCUGAGCACUGAACUAUUCUUGUGCUCUAAAUGCAGUAUGAUGAUGAAGUGCGGUGCGGGCUUCAGAAAACACAUCAAUGCCUGUUUCGGCUACACAUCUUGUGUUAUUCCUUGUGCACAUUGCUCGGUGUCUCUCCCGAAGAAAGACAUCGUCCCGCAUUACAAAACCCAUUGCGAUAAAACUAAGGAACCACCACCACGGUACUUCUGUCAGAAAUGUUCUAUAGGAUUUUCUAACGUCAACCAAGCCAAGGAACAUCAAUUCAUACACCACAGGGCGGAUGCGACCGAAGUGUCGGCAGUGCCUAAAACAGCGGUGCCUAAGAGCAGGCGUAAACGGUCUUUGGAGAACCGAGAAAAGGCCAUCGAACCGCCAGAAAAGCUGAAGCGUUUCGGACCGCAAGAUAUCGACAAGUUGCCGAUAAAUCCGAUUUUGGACGAUUCCGUUGUUUGUUCUCUGUGCGAGUUCAGUACAAAGGUCCGGCUCAAUAUGGUGCGGCAUUUGCAAUUGCAUGGCCUCCAGCAACCAGUCCCGCAGACGGCGCCCGUCAAUCCCGUACCGCACUUAGAGACCAACGAGAAACACUUCGACAGGAUGGUCAACCUCGCUUCCAGUUCUGUGGUGGUCCGACCCGCUGACAAGAGUAGCAAGCCUGAUACAAAUCCCUCAGUUACACUCUUGGUGCCACCAGAAGCUGUGGCUCGCUACCCAAAAUAUGUGUCCCACAAACAGCGCCUCACCUGCGGCGCAAGGGGUUGCUCUUACAUAUCUGUGGAUGAGUCAAUGAUGAAAUGCCACUGGGAAACCCUGCACUACGGCUCGAACGAUUUCCAUUGCGUCCACUGCCCCUCUUACCAGCAUUUGGACAAGUCCAGGCCGUUGACUGCCUUUAGAAUCCUGGCUCACCUGAAAAUGCACUCUGAGAAACUAUUCGCUUGCUCUCAGUGCUCUUAUUACCAUUAUCGGCGUCAAAUUCUCGAGAAACAUUUGACCGAUGUGCAUAAAGGAGGGAAUGUGAUGAUGGUUAGGGACAGUUCAGUGACGGAGACCAGUACUUUGGCCGCGGCGAACGCCAGCGUAGUGAAAGUGUCAGCUCCUACCAUGGAUUUGAAACCGUGGCAGUGUGGUUUGUGUAAAUACAAAAGCCUACUUCGUCCCGAAGUUGCAGACCACUGUGCCACAGUGCACAACUCGAAAAUGCAGUUCAAGUGUGCGUACUGUGCGUUUAGAACGUCUAAUCCUGAAAACAUAAGUAAACACCAAUCCAUGUCCCAUGUGGGCAAACCGGAGGAGAUCUUCUAUUAUUACUAUAGAGAAGGCUCAGUGCCAGAUGAUCCUGAUGGCACUACCCGAUGGCAGAAGCAAAGUCAGAACACUGUACCGUCUCAGCCAAAUGUUAAAACUGAGGACCUCAGUGACAUACCCCCAUCUUUAACAGAAACAAUUCUGCCAUCUAUUAUUCCUGCGAGCCCGGCUGUAUGUAUAGAUCUCAAUCUGGUUAAAAAAGAAAUAGAGCCCAUCCAAGAGACAAUAGAGGAUUUAUGCAAGGAGUUUGGAGAAUUUUGUGAACCGAACGGACUUAAGUACAAGUGUUCAUUGUGUAAUAAUGUUAUAGAAGACACAGUAGAGGCUAUGCAAUCACAUCUUUUCGAAGAGUUGAAAUACAGAAAGUGGGGUUGCAGUAUAUGCUCCUACAAAGCGUUCCAUAAAGAAGGAUUGGGCGAGCACAUGCAAACGGAGCACAGACAAAACCGUGAUCCUAUUGCACUGCCCGUUGACAACAGGGUAGAAACGUGGGUUACCAAACUUUUGGAACACCAAACGUCGCUCAUAGCCAAAUACAAGGAGAACUUGGCGAAGCAAAAAAUUGAGAUCCUGAGGAGUGUUCCCGGACCCUCCGCAUCGAAGCCCCAGACUCAGACACCCAAGAAACUGUAUUCUUUGCUUACCACAAAAACAUCUCCGAAUAAACCCGGUGUAGCAGAUUUGGAGAACAUGUUCGGGCCAUUUGGUGCAUCAAGCAACUCUUCAUUCUGCUGCCCCAAAUGCAAUUCUUCUUUCAACGAAGAAGAUUUGAUGCGCACCCAUUUGGAGAGUGAACUCAAUAAAAUCAGGUGGUUUUGCAGCAACUGCUCUAUGAGAUUCCAAACCUACCACGAAGCGCAGUUCCACAGUAGGAGUGUUCACAUAGGACAAGGCGCCCGACCCGUUGAGGCCACCAGAGACGCGACAGUCCGUUCCGCCUGGAUAGAGGCAGUCAUCAAAGCACAAAAGACAACAGACCUCGCGGCACAGGAAACAAACCGGGAUGGGACGUUCCACCAGAUCGAGGACAUGUCAGAACCAUCCGAAAACUCCUUGCUAGUUGUCCGCUUCGAGAAGAACAAACCAACACCUGAUGCAGAACCGGUGCGCAUCGCUUCACCUUCCGCUAAAGAUAGCGACGAAGAGACACUCAUCAUCGACGAACCUCUAGAGAGCAGGAUAAACAAGCCCGUGGAAGUUUGCCCGCACUGCAGCUAUUCGAACGGCAGCGAGAGAACUGUGCGCACGCACAUACUGCGUCACUACGGUCUCAAACCAUUCAUGUGCCCGUAUUGUAAUUUGAACGGCACGAGGAAGAGUGUUGAGAAACACCAGAAACUCUACCACGCAAAGAAACCUAUUAAGUUAGUUCCAGCAGCGGUUCCUGACGAGACGCCCAGUGAGUACAGCAAGAGGAUUGCCAGCUCUCUCAUUGACGCAUCUACCGCGAAACUCGUUUGCCUGGUUUGUCGGAAUUACUUCACGGAAGCGGAAUCUUUCGCGCAUACACACGACAAAGUUCAAGCUACCUUCGGCAAGAGGGGCGAAGUUGUAGUCCUGUGCAGCGUUUGCCAUUCCCUUCACAAAGACGUCAACGCAUACUUCAGACACCAUAAAUCGAUUCAUCCGGAACUCGAGGUUAAUUACGUGUUCAGCAAAUUGAACUCUUUGGCCAAUGAGUCUAAGGAAAUGUUAUACGCUUGCGGCAGUUGCCCUCAGAAGUUCACUCAAUUGAAAGACAUGAAAAGCCACGCGGAUUCGAAUCACGAAUCCCUGUUGAAAUACACUAUAGUACCGAAACUCAGUAAAAUACCGAUCAUUGAUUUGGAAAACGACGAUGAAGUGCAAGACAGUUCGAAACGGAAAUGUAACGACUUUUCCAUUCUGCCGCCCCCCAAAAGAACAGCAAGAAAGUCCACCACUAAAUUACCAUCGUCUACCGUCGCACGAAAAUCUACCACUAAAUUGCCAUAUAAUGUUCGCUGUGAAACUGAGGAGUAUUCGUGGUAUGGGACGAAGCCUUCAAACGAUGGUUUAGAAGAUGUGGUAGCCAUGAUGCCAUUUUAUAACAAAACGGUGGCAUUCUCGUUAAAGAAGUUGAACGAUAUUAUAAAUAUAAAUCCAUUAGUGGUCGUUGAGAAAAUUAAUAAUGUCUAAUUUUAUGUUCCUCCAGUGAGAUGUGAUUAAUUUAACGAAGCCUGAUCGGGAAAAUAAAAAACCUCGCCAUAUUGUGGAUAAAAAUGGAUUUUUUUCUACACUCAUAUGCCCGUUUUCACUAAACUUAGGAAUUGCCUUAAUCGGAUGCCAAUUGAUUUAGGUGAUUCCUAGAAAAAAAAAUGUUUCACGGACUCUUGAUGACUCGUGUUUUUUUUUUAAUAACCUUAAUUCCAUACGAAAAGUGAAAAAUACGAUAAUACAAACACAAGAACCAUAGACAAAUUAGUUUGUAUGAGUUAACGAGUGAAAAUAAUUGGUGA